AAAACAAAUCGGCAGCAAAAACAAACAAAAUUGGAAAAAUGGAUCAAAUUCGUCGCAAAUUUAUCCAAAAUUCGAUUUUUCUGUGGCGAAUUCGAGCAUCACAAGUUAAUUUUUCGCGAAAUUUUGCAAAUUUAUCAUUUUUACGUGAAAAUCCUCGCUUUCAAGUACCUUCUUUACAAAUUUUGCCGGCGAGAAAUUACGCCAAAGACAGAGGAGGCAACAAAAAAGACCGAAAAAAUGCGACAAAAGUCAAGCCAAACCCGGAUUUCUUGAAUACUUAUGUAAAUUACGACCAAAUCGUUGGCGCCAUGCAAAAAUCUCUCGACACGAUGAAAGAUGAGUUCAUCCGAAAUUUAUCGCUGCGUUCAACUACGGGUGCCAUUGAACAACUUCUCGUCAAAGUCGAAGGAGACGAGCAUGAACUUCAAGAAAUCGCGGUCAUCGUUCGAAAAGACCCCAAAACGAUCGUUGUUAAUAUGAUAAAUUUCCCUCAGAUGAUCCCCGAUGUCCUGCAAGCCUUGAGAAAAAGUGGCAUGAACCUCAAUCCGCAACAAGAUGGCACAACGUUGUUCAUUCCUGUGCCAAAAGUCACGAAAGAGCACAGAGAAAGUCUCGCAAAGAACGCCAAAGCACUUUUUAUCAAGUGUCGCGACGCGAUAAAGGAAAUCCAGAACAACGCUGUGAAAAAGCUGAAGAAAAAGGAAAAAGUUCCCAUUGACGAGAUGCACAUGUGCAUCGCUCAGCUGGAAACAGUCCGCGAUAAUUUCAUUGCUGAAGCGGAAAAAUUGCUUGAAACGAAGCGAGUUGAGUUGAUUGGAACAGAAAAAUAAAUUUUCCCAAAAAAUUUUUAAAAAAUGUAGAAAAAUAAAGAAAAUUCGUUACUUA
Molecule: messenger RNA, 885 nt
Organism: Culicoides brevitarsis
Lineage: Eukaryota; Metazoa; Arthropoda; Insecta; Diptera; Ceratopogonidae
Gene: mRRF1
Product: ribosome-recycling factor, mitochondrial
Exons: 1
Coding region: 39-830 (263 amino acids)
Biological process (GO): translation
Cellular component (GO): mitochondrion
Molecular function (GO): ribosomal large subunit binding
Source: RefSeq, a predicted model, not a curated record